AUGGGGAUGUUUGUCUUACAAGGCUGCAACUCGCCUUUGGGAAUUGGCCGAGCAACGGCUCACCAAUAUGCCCAGAACGGUGCACAUGCGAUAUAUCUCUGUGACGCACGAGAUGACUACUUGGAGACGCACAAAAAGGAACUCCACUCACUAUACCCCACGGUCAAUGUUCACUGUAAGCAAUUGGACGUCAGCGACGAGGCCGCGGUGAAGGAUGUUGUCGACGAAGUUAUCAAGGACUAUGGAAGACUAGACAUCAUAUUUGCCAACGCGGGUAUUGCCAGUCCUAGUGCGGCUGUCUCCAGCUCAUCUUCGAGGACGUUCGCGAGCAUUUCGGCGGACCAAUUCAUGCGAUUAAUGGCAGUCAACGCACUGGGAUUUUUUUUGUGUGCAAAGUAUGCUGCCCAGGCGAUGAUGCGGACGAGUCCACAGAAACCGAGCUCGAGUGGCAGUAUCAUUGGGACCGCAUCAAUCGCAGGGAUGAGAGCGAACGCUGGUUCUGUUAAUUAUUCGGCCAGUAAGGCGGCCGUCAUCUCUAUAACACAAACCAUGGCGUAUCAGUUGACAGGCACCCUGAUCCGCGUCAACGCCAUCUGCCCAGGGCUGAUCGAGACUAGCAUGACGCAAAAGUUAUUUGAGCAGGCACGAGAUUGUGGCUCUGAGCCGGCCAUUGCGCAGUUAAACCCUCUCCAGAGAGGAGCACUUCCUGACGAGGUCGCCCGUGUAGCCUUGUUCUUGGGCAGUGAUGAGGCUAGCUAUGUCAACGGCCAGUCCUGGGCGGUGUGCGGAGGUUACAGUGCUGGACACCCUUUUGCUCGAGAAAUUUGA
This is a messenger RNA of Exophiala aquamarina CBS 119918, 828 nucleotides long. RefSeq names its product 3-oxoacyl-[acyl-carrier protein] reductase. The transcript has a single exon. Gene Ontology annotation, molecular function: oxidoreductase activity. Lineage: Eukaryota; Fungi; Ascomycota; Eurotiomycetes; Chaetothyriales; Herpotrichiellaceae. The record is from RefSeq and is a predicted model, not a curated record. Bases 1 to 828 code for a protein of 275 amino acids.